Messenger RNA from Ricinus communis (castor bean), 351 nucleotides. RefSeq names its product CLAVATA3/ESR (CLE)-related protein 9. The record is from RefSeq and is a predicted model, not a curated record. NCBI's taxonomy places the organism in Eukaryota, Viridiplantae, Streptophyta, Magnoliopsida, Malpighiales, Euphorbiaceae. The transcript has a single exon. The coding region runs from base 1 to 351 and encodes 116 amino acids.
AUGGCUGCUAGACUUCCAAGCCCUAACCCUACAACUUCUACUUCUACUGCUGCUGCUGCUACCACUUUUCUUGAUGAUCAUGACCAUCAUCUUAAUUCUUUUUCAAGAAACCACGGCUUCUACAAUCGCCACCAUUCUUUGAUCAACCGCAAACUACCAUCACCACCUUCUUGUGCUUCUUUCCCUCACAAGACUUCACGUUCUUUGUGCAUUCAGUUCCAAAGAAUGAACCCACAACGCCGUUUCAUCGCCCCGCCACCACCAUCGCCCCCGGGUGAUGAUCAGAUCGAUCCAAGAUACGGUGUAGACAAGAGACUAGUCCCGUCUGGGCCUAACCCUCUUCACAACUGA